Stylophora pistillata is the source of this 913-nucleotide messenger RNA. Its product is annotated as protein phosphatase 1 regulatory subunit 35. Gene Ontology annotation, molecular function: phosphatase binding. Gene Ontology annotation, biological process: positive regulation of cilium assembly; positive regulation of centriole elongation; negative regulation of phosphatase activity. Gene Ontology annotation, cellular component: centriole. NCBI's taxonomy places the organism in Eukaryota, Metazoa, Cnidaria, Anthozoa, Scleractinia, Pocilloporidae. The record is from RefSeq and is a predicted model, not a curated record.
UCAAAAUGGCGACUUCACUGCAUUACGUCGAACAAAGAAUAUUUCUUUUUGGGAAAGCUGAGAACAAUUUCUUUUCGGUUGGCUAUCCAAUUUGAGACGUAAAAUUCCAAAAAUUUGCAUCGUCUGAUGGAUUCUGACGGUAUUCGAGUCCCUCCAAAGCCUGCUUUGCACCUUCCAACCGCUCUACAUACUAGUCCUUUGUUAGAUCUCACUCCGGAGAAGAAGGCAAUCGGACUUAAACAAAAUAAAAAUUGGCAUUUUCCAUUAGUUUCCUCUGAAAAUGAUACAGGCGAAUCGAAAGAGAUUCAUGCAAGUCUUGCUCAGCCAUCUAUGAACUCCACAAAACGAGUGAACAAGAAACUACUUGCUCUCCAAAGAGAGCAGUUUGAUCCUGCCGAGGCAGUAGCUGAGGAACUUAAACAAUCUGAGAUCACCAGAUCAAACCUUUGUGAAAAGGUGGCUCGAGCUGUCAAUGUAAAGAAAGGAAAUAGUGUAUACUGUGAUUUGGUUUCUCUUAAUGUCGAUGCCGAAGAUGCAUUUGUCGAGCAUGCGCAUCUCAGGGCACGGAGCAGUGCAAAGACAAACACGCCUCCUCUGCAAGAGCCAGACAUAAUGGCCUUUUUUUCUGAGGAGUUUGAAACUCAGAUGGCACAUUUUGGUUAUGAUCUGUUUCAUAUAGAAGAACCAUUGCCAGAACCAUCAGCAGCUCCAAUAUCUCAUGUUUUUGACUUGUAUGAACAUCUUAAGAGCUGGCAGGAACAGUAUCCCCAAUGAUGUGCCUAGUAAAGAAUACUCUCAAACAGAAUUGUUAUGAAUACUUGGGUAGAAUAAAUUAUGCUAGAAAAUUUUAGUAUUAUUCAAGACACCUGGAAUUAUGCCAGAAAUUAUUCAUAAAAUUUUUCAUAAAAUUUUU